CAAUCACGUAUGCUGUUGCGCCUCCCUAUCUGCUGAUAUAUUUGGUACUGCAGGAGUACCUUAAUCUCCUCACACACAACACAACACAACAACACAAAGCAAGCGCGCCGAUCGAUCUCUCUCACCAAAUUAACAUCGAUGUCGUCGCUCCAGAUAUACCUGCAGCUGGCGUGGCUGCUGAUCUUGUCGGCGCUGCUGCUGGCCGGCACCGGAAUAAUGGCCGGCGGGUCGUCGUCGGCCGCCAAGAAGAAGAAGGUUCCGGCGAUCAUCGUGUUCGGCGACUCGUCGGUGGACACGGGCAACAACAACUUCAUCCCGACCGUGGCGCGGAGCAACUUCUGGCCGUACGGCCGGGACUUCGGCCCAGCAGGCGCCGGCGGGCUCCCCACGGGCCGCUUCUCCAACGGCCGCCUGGCCACGGACUUCAUCUCCGAGGCCUUCGGCCUGCCCGCCACGAUCCCGGCCUACCUCGACACCAGCCUCACCAUCGACGACCUCGCCACGGGGGUCUCCUUCGCGUCCGCCGCCACGGGGCUCGACAACGCCACGGCCGGCGUCCUCUCCGUGAUCACCAUCGCCCAGCAGCUGCGCUACUUCAAGGAGUACAAGGAACGGCUCAGGCUCUCAAAAUUAGGCGAGGCGGGAGCGGAGGAGAUCGUGUCCGGGGCGCUCUACGUCUGGAGCGUCGGCACCAACGACUUCAUCGAGAACUACUACGCCAUGCCGGGCCGGAGGGCGCAGGACGGCACGGUGGGGGAGUACGAGAAGUACUUGCUGGGACUCGCCGAGGCGGCCAUCCGGGAGGUGCACGCGCUGGGGGGCAGGAAGAUGGACUUCACGGGGCUCACGCCCAUGGGGUGCCUCCCCGCGGAGCGCGUCGGGAACCGGGACGACCCCGGGGAGUGCAACGAGGAGUACAACGCCGUCGCGAAGAGCUUCAACGGACACCUCCGGGACACGGUUGUUCCCAGGCUCAACAAGGAGCUCCCCGGACUGCGCCUCGUCUACGCCGACACUUACGACCUCCUCGACGCCGUCGUACGCAACCCCGCCGACUACGGUUUCGAGAACGCUGUGCAAGGAUGCUGCGGGACAGGUCUUUUCGAGGCCGGCUACUUUUGCAGCCUGAGCACCUCGUUUCUGUGCACAAACGCAAACAAGUACGUCUUCUUCGACGCCAUCCAUCCGACGGAGAGGAUGUACAACAUCAUUGCCGAUACAGUCAUGAACACCACGUUGCAUGUCUUCCUCUGAAUCUAGCUAGUUUUUCUAAGUUGAAGUGUGGGACAAACAUAAUCGAGGGACGCCCUGAAUGUAUAUAUGUACUAUGAAAAAGAGACAUAACGUUGUUUAUCACGUUACCCACAUCGGUCUAGCAUAUAUUGCUGCCAUUAAAAGAGAGGAAAUUUACUUGGAAAAAUAUGCAAGAUAAUCCUUUGUUGUAAAAGCUUGAUUGUUGUUUUACCUCUCAUAACUGGGGCCCUCUUAUGAUGACAAGACGAGGAGUGAAUAGAAGAUUACAAAAAUUUGCAGCUUAAA
Messenger RNA from Brachypodium distachyon (stiff brome), 1539 nucleotides. RefSeq names its product GDSL esterase/lipase At2g04570. Gene Ontology annotation, molecular function: hydrolase activity, acting on ester bonds. Lineage: Eukaryota; Viridiplantae; Streptophyta; Magnoliopsida; Poales; Poaceae. The coding region runs from base 139 to 1254 and encodes 371 amino acids. The transcript is spliced from 2 exons. The record is from RefSeq and is a predicted model, not a curated record.